Molecule: messenger RNA, 6424 nt
Organism: Girardinichthys multiradiatus
Lineage: Eukaryota; Metazoa; Chordata; Actinopteri; Cyprinodontiformes; Goodeidae
Gene: brinp1
Product: bone morphogenetic protein/retinoic acid inducible neural-specific 1
Exons: 8
Coding region: 411-2696 (761 amino acids)
Biological process (GO): negative regulation of mitotic cell cycle; positive regulation of neuron differentiation
Source: RefSeq, a predicted model, not a curated record
CCCAGCCUCCCUCUCUAGAUAUCCAUCCCACACCUCUCCGCCGAGAAAAAAAGAGAGAACAGAACUGUUUCAAACACGUCAACAUAAAUAUCACUACUCGAGCUCCCUUUUUUCCCUUUGCCCUCCCGACGGACUUCAGUACUUUUAUACAUUCAGCGCGCCAAUGCCAGAGACCACGCAGAAAGGACGGAUUUUUUCCUCUUGAGCAUGAGAAGGAUUGCCAAAUCAUCCGCAAUCCAACAUCACCGACUGAGCCACCAGCAUGAGCCCUGGAUACAUAUGUUCCAGCAGAAGUUGUUGGCUAGAGAACUAAGAAAUCUUGGAGCACAAAUACAGCAAAGAGGGGAGAGUCAGUUUUAGGUCUCCAUAUAAUGGAGCGAGAAUGAACAGAGAGCGGCUUAAAAAAAAGCAUGAACUGGAGGUUUAUUGAGGUCAUCUGCUUCCUGUUUAUAUGGGACCAUAUAACAGUUCAGUCUACCCGCCAGGACCUGUUGGCUGCUGAACAACAUGUCACCAAGCAAUAUGACUGGCUCAUCUCUGACCGUGGACCUUUCCACCACUCUCGGAGCUAUCUGUCCUUUGUGGAAAGAUUCCGCCAAGGAUUUACAACCAGAUAUAAAAUUUAUAGGGAAUUUGCACGUUGGAAGGUGAGAAAUACUGCAAUCGAGAGAAGGGACCUCAUCCGGAACCCCGUACCACUCAUGCCUGAGUUCCAGCGCAGCGUACGCUUGCUGGGCCGAAGACCCACCACUCAGCAGUUUAUUGACACUAUCAUUAAGAAAUAUGGAACCCACAUUCUCAUCUCAGCCACUCUGGGAGGGGAGGAGGCUCUGACCAUGUAUCUGGCUAAGAACAAGCUGGACAGAAAGCUGGUUAAUGCUACCCAGAACGUGGAAGCCCUCCAUCAGCUGGCCUCAUCUUACUUCAUUGACCGCGAUGGCACAAUGAGGAAGUUGCAUGAGAUCCAGAUCUCCACAAAUGCCAUCAAGGUGACAGAGACACGGACAGGGCCUCUGGGAUGCAGCAGCUAUGACAAUUUGGACUCAGUUAGCUCGAUCCUCCUGCAGAGCCCUGAGAGCAAGCUUCAUCUGCAAGGCCUUCAGGUCAUAUUCCCAGAAUACCUACAGGAGAAAUUCGUCCAGUCAGCUCUGAGCUACAUUAUGUGCAACGGAGAGGGGGAGUAUGCAUGCCACAACAACCAGUGUAUCUGUCAGUGUGCUGACGACUAUCCCCAGUGCAACUGUCCCAUCACUGACAUUCAGAUCAUGGAAAACACCCUGCUGGUUAUGUCUGAGUCCUGGGCAGCCUCUUAUAAAGAUUUUGAAAACUCUGAUGAAUUCAAGUCAUUCCUGAAGAGGCUCCCCUCCACUCAUUUUUUGCCCAUCAGCAGUGUGCAUCUUCUGUGGGGCAGUGACUGGGACCUGCAGGCCCGUUACAGACUCCUUCAGAGUUCCCUGGAGAUCCAGCAGCUCAAGAUUCAGCGUACUGCCCGCAAGCUAUUUAGCCUCAGCGUCCGCUGUCUUCACAAUCCCAGCCACCAGAUGCCGAGAGAGAGAUCUGUGAUGCAGUGGCUCAACAGGGUUCAGUCCUUCCUGUACUGCAAUGAGAACGGGUUCUGGGGGACCUUCCUGGAGAGUCAAAAGGCUUGUGUGUGCCACACAGGUGCAACUCUGUGCCAGCGACCCAUCCCGUGUGUCAUAGGUGGCAACAACAGCUGUGCCAUGUGCAGUCUGGCCAACAUCUCACAAUGUGGCUCCUGCAACAAGGGCUACAAGCUGUAUCGUGGCCGCUGUGAGCCCCAGAAUGUGGACUCAGAACGUAGCGAGCAGUUUAUCAGUUUUGAAACUGACCUGGACUUUCAGGACCUGGAGCUGAAAUACCUGUUGCAGAAAAUGGAUUCACGACUGUACAUACAUACCACUUUCAUCAGUAACGAGAUCCGACUGGAGACAUUCUUUGACCCACGAUGGCGCAAGCGCAUGUCCCUGACUCUGAAAAGUAACAAAAAUCGGAUGGACUACCUUCACAUGAUCAUCGGUUUGUCAAUGAAAAUCUGUCAGAUGCGAAACAGCAGCAUUGAUCCCAUGUUCUUUGUUUAUGUCAACCCAUUCAGUGGCAGCCACUCAGAAGGCUGGAGCAUGCCCUUUGGUGAACAUGGUUACCCACGAUGGGAAAAAGUACGACUACAGAAUUCACAGUGCUUCAACUGGACUCUUUUGCUGGGUAACAGGUGGAAGACCUUCUUUGAGACGGUACACAUUUACCUGCGUAGCCGUGCAAAGAUUCCAACUGGCCUCCGCAAUGAUACGGGACAAGGUCCAGUGGAUCUCGCAGACCCCAAUAAGCGGCAGAUCUACAUAAAGAUCUCCGAUAUCCAGGUGUUUGGUUAUAGCCUGCGGUUUAACGCUGACCUGCUGCGCAGUGCCGUGCAGCAGGUUAACCAGUCAUAUACACAAGGAACUCAGUUCUACUCAUCCUCAUCUGUGAUGUUACUGCUGCUGGACAUUAGGGAUCGAAUUAACCGUUUAGCGCCCCCUUCUGCUCCCGGCAAACCACAGCUUGACCUUUUCUCUUGUAUGCUGAAGCAUAGGCUGAAGCUCAACAACAGUGAGAUGAUUCGAGUGAACCAUGCCUUGGACAUGUACAGCACAGAGAUACUGAAACAAUCAGACCACCUGACUGCAAAACUUUGUUGAGCGCAAUAAUGUAAGGACGGAAAGCUAUAGAGAAACACCCAACUACGAGGGGAUGUUAGUCUUAUUUUUUGUUCUCUUUUCUUUUUUGACCUUUUCUGCCUUUUGAUGUAAUAUUAACUUUGUAAGUAUAAUUCUUAAAAAUGAGAAAAAGGCAGUGAUGAAAAGCUUUUCUGGCAGAUAAAAAAAGAUAAAUGGAUACACUAUAUGGACUGUAUCAUAUUUGUCCCAGCAUGUAUGUAAUUUCCUUAAAGAACCUUAAAAAGAGAGAGUGGAAAAAAAAAAAACACAUUGAAGUACUGGAUGAAAAGGAGGCCUUGAUUAUAAUGUAAGGGAUCAAAGGUUGCUUCUGAAACUGCCAUUCUUUCUUGAGAAAAAAAAAGAUGACAUUUUUAAAGGUAUGGAAUACACAAGGGCAGACAAGAUUUCAGUUUCUUUCACCUAAUGGGCAAAGUAGUUUAAGCAUAACAGACAGUUUAGUAUUAAAAUGUUUAUACAUUGUAAGGAAUUAAAAGCUCUAGAGAGUAGUCAUCACAUUUCUUACGUUUCAGAACCCACAGCGAGUCUGCAUUGCUUUUAGAAAGGUAUUUAACACUUUCAUUGUUCUGACACAUGAGGCACACAGCGGGACAGUAAUGGAUAGUCAUGUUGAAAACAAAAGCCAGCUGUUUAUAUAUACAUAUGUUUGGGUGAAUGUGUGUGAGUGUGUCUGUAAACGUCUUUUUUUUGGCUUAAUGCUUAACGCUGUUUAUUAUUGAAUGUGUCACUUGAGAUUGACCCCAGUCUCUGCUGAAUCUUGCGUUUUGAAUGCUUUUUCCCCCACUGUGUAUGAAACUCCAGCUGUGAUUUUUUUUUUUUUUCUUUUGUUUUUAUUUCACAAGGCAGUAUACCUCCUGGUGCGUGAAUGCAAUAUUGUGGUCUGAAGAUUAUAACAAUCAAUGCUAUUUUGUACAGCUUUGCAAAAUGUACAUGUUGUGACUGCUGAUCUGUGGAGCUUUUCAGCACUGAGAGCAAAAUGUAAACAUUCAUCAUUCAGGCACAUUUGCAAGACAACUUAAAGCCAUACACUUCCCUGAGGUAGACAUACAGUAAGUCAUGAAGCUCACCCCGUAACUGUUCCAUUUGUAUGUCUUUGUUCAACUCUCAUAUGAUUUCAGACAAGAGCACAGCAAAAAGGAAAAUGAUGAGUGAUAAACAUAAUGUUGAGUGAAAUUGUGUUGUUAAAGCCAUUGAACUUGUAUUUUGUGCUGCAGGAAAAGAAGAAGAAAAUCUUAUAUUAAAGCUUAUAAUACCUUUUGAAAGUGUUACUCUGUAAGCUUUUUAUGACCACGUGUAAAAAUUUCUCUUUUUGUUUUGAGCUAUGAAAUUCAACAUUUUCUGCAUGUUACUGGAGGUAUAAAAAGAGCUGCAACUGUUUUUAACACACUCAGUCUUAAACAUAAAACACUACCUAUUGAUGGUCACAUUUUAUUUUGGUAUUCCAAUACUGAAACGCGUAUAAUGUGACUGAUAUUUGCGGGUGGGCUCAUCCACUGAAUGUUGUCUGCAAAAACAAGCUUGGUGUGUUGUACAAAUUAGUUACUCCAAAGUUUUUUUAUGAAGUGUCAUGCAAAACAAUUUAAGAUAUUAUAUUAAGCUGUCCCCUAAAACACAAGUUAGCAUCCCUUUAGAGUAAAAUGUGCCAGCUUUGAAAAAAAACACCUUAUUAUAUAUUUUAAAAUCACAAUUUUUCCAGUAGUUACUAUAUAUUUUUUUGUUGUGUUGUAAUUAAUUUGAUGUCUGUUAAUCUCAUGAUGUGUAUUUUUGUGAUGUAUUUUCUUGUGUUCUUUAUCACUGCCUAUUGUUGUGAGACAAAUAUUGAGGAAACAUUUUAAGACAGUUGUGAAAACCAUAAUGUGUUGUGAGGGACCUGAUGCAAACAACAAUGAAAUUAGCAUCACAAAACAUUUAAUAAAAUUGAUUUUGGAAAUUCCAAUUUAAAUCGCGUUCAAUACAUUAAACACAAAAAAACUGGCUUUUCUUGAUCUAUCUUAAUUAGCUCCAUGAAUGGAUCUAAGUCAAUCAUUUCUGACUUGGUGUCACCAAGAUUUCCAAUAUUUCUGUUAUUUAUUUACUUAUUUGUCUGUUGAUUUUGUUCCGCCUUUCAUCUUUUUGUGUUUAAGCACUUUUACUGCUUAAGAUGAUCUUAGUAAGAGGCUACUUACUUAUUUUGUAAUUGUUAGACAACAAAUCCUUACAAUAAAUGUUCUGGAAAUUUAAAAGAUGAGAAUAAGGCCUUGUUUAUGUUGAAAUGUGGCCUUAUGAAUUAAAAUAACUCUAAGGUAUAAAGUUACAUUGGAAAACUGUAAUCAGGAUUAUCUUAUUCAGAAAGCUGUUAGCUACAGUUUUAAAAAAGGAAUUCUAAAUUCUGCGUUUAUGGGUUGUUGUUGCUCCUUUUUUGACACUCCCAGUUUUUUCCCUUUUUUUUUUUGCAAGCCAAUGGGAAUACAAGCACUGUGUCUCAAUUGACAUACUUCCAUGUUGUACCUGCUUUCUUGAGCGCAUUAGUGAGUUUACACUAUAAAGAAGCAGGUUUGUGGCAUCUUUUGAAUGAACUCAGUAGAAUGCGAAUAGUUUAAUAUAAUCACCACUGAUUGUUGGUUACUUGGUUAUGUAAAGGAACAACUAUAACAGUGCUGCUCCAAUUGAUGCCAUACAUUGAAGUAUAUGUGCAGUGGGACUUAUGCAUGUUAAGCUAUUGUCUUCAUUGUAGUAUAUAUUGUCAGAGGCUUAACAUGUCUGCAAAAUGUAACUAGUGCGACAAUUGUUAUAAGUUAUAAAAGUUGCUUAUUUGGACUUAAAAAGCUACCUUGUCAAAUUGCAAUCAUGAUGAAUGAAACGCUAGAUGAUCCAUUACCACAGAAGUAUCAACAUUGAGGCGCAGUAAAAAACUGAUUAAUUGGCCACAAAACUGCAUGCUAUAUGUAUUAGGUAUCAGUAAUGGACUAUCCAAAUAAAAUGUAACAUAAUUAUUAUUAUUUUUAUUAUUAUUAUUAUUAUUAAGUGCCUGUUAUCAGUCCCUUUAAUAUGUUUAGAGCUGGACAAACUUAAAUUUUACAAAGAAGAACGACAAUAAUUUAGUUUAUCAAUUUAGGACCAUAAAUGUAGGUCAAAUAUAUUGUUUUCAACUUCUUCAGAAGACUUCACAUUAGAAGGAGGCUUGUGCAUUAGGGGGAGAACUGACCACCAGACCAAGACAACAGAUAACUCAAAGUGAUGGUGGAUAUUUUUGUCCCCCGUUGUACAAUAUAUGUGUAAAUAGGAUCUCUAUUACAGUAACAAUGCUGUGCUACAGUAACACUAUCAUAAAUUAUCAAUACUGAAAGGAAAUACAAAGAUAUUUUCAAAAGAUGCCCUCCAAGUACAUUAGCACAAAAUACAGGGCACCCAUGUCUUAUAUAACUGAUGAGACUCAUGACCAUCUGUGACUGUUUUAUAUGAUAAACAUACUGUAUGCUGCAAUUUAGUUUAAGCCACUUGCAAGGUCCAUAAGACAAGCACAUUUACUUGUAUGGCAUUUUGCUACACAGUGUUGCUUACUGUACAUGUAUCCUUAAUUAUGUCUGAGCAUUUUUACACCUAAUAACUUGCUUAUGUAAUUACUUUGCCUUUCUGUUGGGAUUAUUAUAUCAGCUAAUUUUAAAUGAAUGUUUCAUAUAAUAAUCUAUUUCUCAUUAAAAUGUUAUAUUUAA